Messenger RNA from Paraglomus occultum, 588 nucleotides. Lineage: Eukaryota; Fungi; Glomeromycota; Glomeromycetes; Paraglomerales; Paraglomeraceae. The record is from the annotation of a GenBank genome assembly.
AUGAAACUAUACUCGAUUACCGUUUUUUCUAAUGUUUCCACAGAGUUGAAGUUAUUGGCUGGAGAAUAUGAGCUUUCAAGCUUUGGAUAUUUUCAGCGUUCAAGUGUGCAAGAAUUCAUGACCUUUUUCUCCAAGACUGUGGCAGAACGUACUAAACCAGGACAGAGACAGAGUGUUGAAGAAAGCAGUACGCAUCUUACUGAUUUCAAUGAAGUGGGCUACGUAUUCUAUGCCUACUCUAUUCCGCAGGGUCUAGCGGGUAUCAUAAUCACAGACGCUGAAUAUCCUCAACGAGUUGCAUUUUCUCUGUUGAAUAAAGUCAUGGAGGAGUUUCUGGUGCGGUUUCCCAAACAGACUUGGACACAAAAAAUCAGUUUUCCGGAAUUGAGGGAGUAUUUGAUCCGGUAUCAAGAUCCAAAGCAGGGAGAUCAGAUUAUGAAGGUGCAGGAACAACUGGACGAAACCAAGCAAGUUAUGAAUAAAACCAUUGAGAGUCUUCUCCAACGUGGAGAGAGACUAGAUGAUCUCAUCGAUAGGAGUAGAGACAUAUCCUUUCAGUCCAAGGCUUUCUAUAAACAGGCAAAGAAG